Vigna radiata var. radiata (mung bean) is the source of this 1644-nucleotide messenger RNA. Its product is annotated as microtubule-binding protein TANGLED. Bases 303 to 1457 code for a protein of 384 amino acids. NCBI's taxonomy places the organism in Eukaryota, Viridiplantae, Streptophyta, Magnoliopsida, Fabales, Fabaceae. Gene Ontology annotation, molecular function: microtubule binding. The transcript is spliced from 4 exons. The record is from RefSeq and is a predicted model, not a curated record. Gene Ontology annotation, biological process: regulation of phragmoplast microtubule organization.
UAGGACAGAGUGAUAGAGAUACAUAGAUUUAGUCGACCGUUGGAAAACAAACGUUACAGAGGGUUCGUGUUUGUUCAACGUCAACAACACUUAGUAGCCAAACUCUGCAACCAAAAGCAAAAGGUUUUGGGACCGUGUCUUCCUAUUUUAGAGAGAGAGAGAGAGAGUGAGAGAGAGAGAGAUUCAGAUCCAAUCUUUGGUUGGGUGGGCACUAGGUACAAGUUGGAGAGAUUGUUUGUCUGAGGAAAAUUCUUGAGACCCACCUUGUGUGUGUUUGAUUUCAUUCCUCGGAUAUUCCGAAGAUGGUUGCAAGAACCCCACCGAAGCAGAAGAAGCUUUUGGCGGCUCUCAAUCCUGUUCUGAUUAAAGAAACCUUAAACAAGGUGGAUCAAUGCGUCGCUCGGCUGCAGGAGCUUCAGUACACUGUGACUGGUGGAACCAAGGUGGUGUCGGGGGUGACUCUCAGCCCUCGCAGCACAAGAGGUUAUCUCAGAACAAGUCUCAGGUGCAAGCAAGAGUCACUCAGGAUCAAGAAUGGUGCAUCAAGGAGAUCUCCAGUGGGAAAGUUUCCAGCAAACACAGGUGAAUGGAAGAGAAUGUCACUGCCAGCAAUGCUUGUAGGCGAAACUGUUGGAGAAAUUUUGCAGGCAAGUCAGUUUGCGAGGGAAAUAGUCUCAGCGGUUGGUAAGAAAACUGUCCCAGAUGACCCAAAAACUCCAAUGUCUCAACGGAGCAACAAGAAAGUAGAACUUGAAAACACACAGCUGAGGGUGAGAAGGAAGAAAGAGAAGCAAACCAGAGUUCAGAAUGAUGGUACCCCACAACUUCAAAGGGCUCGCUCCAGAAUAAACUUUAAGGUUUCUCCUCCAAAGGUCAGAGAAUUUGAUAAAGAAAGCAACAGGUAUAUGGCAAAUAGGGUAUCUCCCAGGAAUAGGCCAUGGGCUAGAAAAACAGUACUUUUCCCCAACCCUUUGUUCCUUUCCACUCACUCUUCUUCACAGCCACAACCGCAACAGUUUUGCAAGACAAGGUCACCCAUCAUUUCAAGAAAUAGAGGUACAACUUCACACAAAUUUGUUAUAAAGUCUCCACCUUCACCACCACGGCAGCAACAGUCUUGCAAGACCAAGUCCCCUGGCAUAUCAAGAAACAGGGCUGGGACACCUCACAAGUUUUUGAUCAAGUCUCCAUCGUCGGCUUCCAAAUUCCCACCAACUGUGUCUAUUUCACCCACAAGACCUGUAAGAUUGAGCAGAUUCAGUCCUCCCAAGAGAUCAUCAUCAUCAUCCACUGCAUCUAAAUUCCGUCGAUCUUUCUCUCCUUCAAGAAUUGCAUCCAGAUUGGUUUCACUUUCACCGUUAAGGAGCAGGAAAACUGUACAGAAAAAUGAUGUGCUUGUAAGUGGACUCAAACAGCGCCCAACAUCGUCGAUGCAAUUCCCCGUUAGAGGCAUCUAAGAACUCGCCAUUUUCUGGCUACUUUCUUGUAAUUUUUAUCAUCCUGUCAAUUCUUUAUGUCCAUAAUUGUGCUCUUAUGCUUUUCCUCUUUGGCUUUCAGAGAAGGUGCAAGGAUUUUUCUUUAAUGUUCAUAUCAUUUUUUCCUACUCGUUUCAAGGAAAAUCACAGUCGGUGUCUUUUUGCUGUU